Molecule: messenger RNA, 1320 nt
Organism: Naegleria lovaniensis
Lineage: Eukaryota; Heterolobosea; Eutetramitea; Acrasida; Naegleriidae
Exons: 1
Coding region: 1-1320 (439 amino acids)
Biological process (GO): thiamine diphosphate biosynthetic process; thiamine metabolic process
Molecular function (GO): thiamine binding; ATP binding; thiamine diphosphokinase activity
Source: RefSeq, a predicted model, not a curated record
AUGAAAAAACUCACAUCGUCUCAUCGGAAAGCAUUGUUUUCUAAAUUUCGGUGGUGGUUGGUGCACCACAAGCAAAAUCUCAUCAAGUUGUACCAAGCCACUCCUCAUUGCCGUGCAAUGAAUGGCCAUCGUGAUGAUAAAAAUAAUUGUACUCAUUCAUCGGCAUUAAUUUCUUAUAGGUCAUUCUCACGAUCACUCCGAUUCAUGGAUUCCGAAAAAACUGCAACUUCCUCCUCUUACAGACAGAUUCAAUCACCAACCAACAUUGUACAUUUUGCCUUCUCUCAAGAAGAGGAUUUGCUUACAGAAUCUCCCAAGGAUGGAGUUUAUUAUAAGGAUCAUCUCAUUGUAUUGAAUACGCCGUAUUUGGACCAAAAGUUAUUUCCGAGAGAAUUAUUUGAAGGUUUAUGGAACUCGUGUCGAUGGAAGUUUUGUGCAGAUGGAGGAGCCAAUCGAUUGUUUAAAUAUACGGAUUGGAAAGUGGACAAUUUGAUGAGUGUUGGUUGGUCAGAGACAACAAAUUCCCAAAAACAAUACGUUCCAGAUGUGAUUUGUGGAGAUUUAGAUUCUUUGGAUCCAAUUAUUGGACAGUUUUAUUCAAAAUUAGGAACAAGUCUUAUGAAAAUCUCAGAACAAGAUUCCAAUGAUUUACAGAAAUGUGUCAGCAUUUUGAAAGAAAAAAUAUUGAAUGAUGCCAUUAGUAGUGGAACCACAUGCAAGAAUGCAGAGGAAAAAUCCAAUAUUCUAAAACAACCGCCAACACAACCACCCAUGCGUACCAUAUUUCAUAGAGUUUUUAUCAUUGGAGGCGGUGGUAGGCUCGAUCAAGAAAUGUGUGACCUCAAUACACUAUAUAUUGAGGCAAUGGCAGGGAUGUGCUCGUCAUCAGCUUCGGUCUCGCCUGAGAACAACUCACCAUCUCUCACCAUCAGGAAGGAAGAGGUGGUGGCUCAGGAGGAACAUCAUUAUCAUCAUCAAACCACCACUCGUUCCAUUAUCACAACUAGUACAGAAAAACAUGCACUCCAAUUCAUUUUGGUUACACCAUACAGUUUGGUUCAUGUUCUCACACCAGGAAGGCAUGAAAUUUACAGAAAUUCAAAAUGGGAGCGAUCUACUUGUGCCUUGGUUCCAAUUGGAAUUCCCUGUCGGCAGGUAGUUACAAGCGGCUUGAAAUGGAAUUUAAAAGGAGAAAGUCUUGAGUUCGGGGGACUUGUCUCUACUUCGAAUCGUAUGCUAACAGAUUGCGUCACUGUUCAAAAUUCUCAUCCAUUAUUGUGGAUUACAAGUUUAAAUAAUCGAACGGAAGAAGAGUGCUGA